AUGAUCCAGCUCCCUGUUGUCCCGAGUUUCUUGACUCGAUCUGAAGCGCAGCCUUUGAUUGUUACACUGGAUACCGCGAAGAAAAUGUCAAAGCGCGCUCAGCGGUUUCUAGGGUUCAGGUCACAAUAUCCUCGUGGCUCGCCGGGACUGUGGACAAAGGAUUACAUCGACCUGGCCUUGCAUGUCGGGCUAGAUGAUCUGAGGGGUGCCAUGGAAGAUUUGCAGGACGUGAUAAACCAGCCCAAGCAGUGGGACAUGAUUGAUUAUGACAAUUAA
Penicillium egyptiacum is the source of this 276-nucleotide messenger RNA. The record is from the annotation of a GenBank genome assembly. Lineage: Eukaryota; Fungi; Ascomycota; Eurotiomycetes; Eurotiales; Aspergillaceae.